Messenger RNA from Acanthaster planci (crown-of-thorns starfish), 2506 nucleotides. RefSeq names its product serine/threonine-protein phosphatase PP1-beta-like. The record is from RefSeq and is a predicted model, not a curated record. Lineage: Eukaryota; Metazoa; Echinodermata; Asteroidea; Valvatida; Acanthasteridae. Gene Ontology annotation, molecular function: protein serine/threonine phosphatase activity. Gene Ontology annotation, cellular component: cytoplasm; nucleus.
CCAUAAAUUUAAUCCCGAAAAGCUAAGACCAUCGUAUCGUGUACAUGUACAUGUAGGAGGCAGCUGUUGGACCGCUUGCAAAAAUGUGAGCGCGAAAUUUGUCCAUUCUGGAGGAGAUGUGCACGACAACAAUCAGCUAUCUUGGAAAGUAAAGCCGUAGGGAUUCUUCGGUGUUGGAAUGGCUAGCUGUCGCGAGCUAUUUUAGGUGGCAUUGAUGUGGUUUUUGGUUGCUACGGCAGUGUCGCCAGCCUAUUCAUCUGUCGUGUCAACGUACAGCACAUAUGAACUGUACAUGUAUUCACACAAUCACAGCGCCUCUGCACUGGAUAUGUACAUGUACAUGUAGGCCUACACGGAUGUGGGCCCAGAUCGGUUGUUCUGUACAUUUCAUGAUUGCACUCUGCACUCAGCUAGCUUUUUUGUCCAUCUGCACUUGGCUCGACAAAACUGAAGUGCAACUUUUCAUAUUCUGCCUGGGCAAAUGUUGACCAUGUAUCCUGAAUCGUGUCCACUGGAGAACAAGAUUUGUUUCCUUCGAGAAACUUAAUCCAGUCAAGUUUGCUUUGAAUUGAUAUCUGUCACCAGGUCAUUUGACUCGUGUCAAAUUCGGUUAGACACAACAUAAAACAAUGCAUAAAUCUGACUUGAAUCUAGACCGAGUUAUUGAGCAGCUUCUACAAACCACAGGAAAGCAGGUCCAGCUCCCGGAGAACCAGAUCCGUCAGCUAUGCCAGCUGUCCAGGGAGAAGUUUCUGGAGGAGCCCAUGCUGCUAGAGCUAGAAGCUCCCGUCAACAUCGUGGGGGACAUCCAUGGCCAGUUCUCAGACCUCAUCCGGCAUUUUGAAACACUGGGCUAUCCCCCUGAGAGUAACUACCUCUUCUUGGGCGACUACGUUGACAGGGGCAAGCAGUCGCUGGAGACGAUCUGUCUGAUGUUAGCAUACAAACUGAAGUAUCCCAGCAACUUCUUCCUCCUACGAGGGAACCAUGAAUGUGCCAGCAUAAACAGGAUAUAUGGUUUCUACGACGAAUGCAAACGCAGGUACAACAUUAAGCUGUGGAAAACAUUCACAGACUGUUUCAACUGUCUGCCAAUUGCGGCCUUAGUGGAAGGAACGAUAUUCUGUAUGCAUGGAGGGCUGUCUCCUGACUUGUCUACUGUGGACCAGCUGAGGCAUAUCAAUCGACCCUUAGACAUUCCUGACCAUGGCCUUGUCUGUGAUCUACUGUGGGCUGAUCCAGAUGAUGAUAUCACAGGCUGGGGGGAGAAUGAUCGCGGUGUGUCUUACACCUUUGGUGGCGACGUGGUACGACACUUCUUGAAGAGGAACGACCUCAGCCUUAUAGUCAGGGCUCACCAGGUCGUUGAAGACGGGUACCAGUUUUUCCAGAAGAGGAACUUGGUGACGCUGUUCAGUGCUCCCAACUACUGCGGCGAGUUUGACAACGCUGCCGGUGUGAUGAUUGUCACUGAGGACCUCACUUGCUCCUUCUCCAUACUGCCGCCUGAAACCAAGAAGGAAAUAACUGGCAAGAAGAAAUAACAAGGCACUGUGGAGUGUGCGGAUAAUGCUCACCUUGGUCCCAACUCUUUGCAACCUGAGAGCAGUCGGUCAGUGAAGAUUACCCUCGCUAAUGAGCUUUGUGGAUUUCCCCGUGCAGGCAAGGUUUUGUGAAGGAAUCAAGAGGGUAUAGUUGGCAUCUGUCCAACCAAAGCUGAUAAGGGAAGUAAAUAAAAAACUUCCCCGAUUUCCAUACAAAGUAAUGAAUAAUAAUAAACAAAAAGUUUUCUUAAAAUGUAGAGAAAAAGAAAGACAUUUCAGUCAGUUUGUGGAACCGUCUUUGCUUUAAGAAAUUAGACCUUGAAUACAUGCUUGUUGGCAUUUAGUUUUCAGCCCUGAAAAGGAAUUUAAAAAGUUCCUCGUAAGCUCCAAAGCUUAGAAUGAUAAAAACAAAAAGUGAACUGAAGAAAAAGAGACAACUGGAAAAAUGUGACAUGAAAAAUGGGAACUGAAAAGUGGAAAAAAAUCAUUCAAGCAUGUCCCUUGUACACCUAUCUGAAGCUUAAAUGUUUUAUGUUUUGCUUCCGUGGGUCACUGAAAACUUCAAGUAUGCAACUCCAGUUGAUUUUAUUUGCUUACAGCUCACAAUGCCAUCUUAUUCCUUGCUGAAUACAUAUCGACCAAUCUUGUAAAUAUGAUUUUAAAGCAGUGGCCCGAAAGUUGCCGAUAUUCUCUGAAGUUCCGAGUUUGCUGAGUUAGGUGUUCUUCUGCAUAUGGAGUUAAAUAUAUACAACCAGUACUAUUCAGAAUUGUUCCUGUGUUUUUCUGAUGGUAGGAUUUAAUUUCCAUCUUGCCAUGGUUCCUGAUAGUACAAUACUUGUUCAACAUUCCUUAUACCCUCCAGUGCUCUCUGACAAACUUUAAGAGUCAAUUAAUUUGUUGUAAAAAUAUAUGCCUCGGUCGUUGAACUGCCUUGAGAGAAUUUAUUAAAAAUUCACAUGACA